AUGGGAUCAAUAUUUGCAUAUAGUUUAUUGGCAGGGCUAGCACCGUUAAUAUCAUCAUCGGUUCCAUUUUUUUUAUUUAGAAAUCGAAAUAUAAAUGCAAAUGUGUUUCAUAUUUUAUUGUGUGUUUCAGCAGGUUUACUAUUUGCAGUUGCAACAUUAGAAUUAGUUCCAGAGUCAAUUGACCUUGCAUUAAGGUCUCUUUCAGAUGAAAAUAAUAGUAAUAAUAGUAAAAAUAAUAAUAAUAAUAAUAAUUUAGCGACAUCUCAAUCAUUUACAAAUACUCAUCAUUUAAAUAAAAUCAUGGAGAUUGAUUUUGAAGAAAAUGAAUAUCAAAUUAAAAAAGAAAAUCAACUUUAUGAUCAACAUGACGAUCACAAUGAUCAUAAAGGUGAAGAUGGUCAAGAUGAUGAACAUGAUCAAGAUGAACAUGACCACGAGGAUGAAGAAAAGAAGAAUAAAUUUAAAAUACCAAUGUAUGGUCUAGGUUUUGGUUUUCUAAUUUUAAUUGUAAUCGAGUCCCUUUUCAGUGGACAUGAAGGUGGAGGUCAUUCACACAGCCAUUUGCCAGUUUCGCAUGGUGAUGACGAUCAUCACCAUGAAUACGAAUUAUUAGAAAAGGGUAAUGUAAAUAUUAAAGAUCAAGAGGACGAAGAGGAUAGUGGUAAAAAUAAAUCUAGCAGUGAUAAUAGUAUAGAUAUAGAAAGCGCAGAUGGUGGUAAAGCUGGUAGUGGUAGUAAAAAUAGAAAUGUAAAUAAUGGAGGUAGUAACAGCCCAUCAAAUAAUAACAGCAAUGGUAUUCAUAUUAGUAAAAGCGAAGGUGAUAUUAAAGGUAUUGGUGAAGCAAAUAAUAGUGGUAGCAAAUCAAAAUUAACCAUAACGACAUUUAUAGCAUUAUCAAUACACUCAUUUGUGGAUGGCGUUGUAAUAUCAAGUGCUUUUUCGUCAUCACAACACGUUGGCGCAAGAGUGGCUUUGGCUAUUGUUAUACAUAAAAUUCCCGAUGGUUUAGUAUUAUCAUCAAUUAUUUUAUCACAAAAGAAAUUUUUAAGUCCAAUCGGCGGUGGAAAUCAACGAUUAUUUUCAAAUCCUUUAUUUUACUUUUUAUUAAUAUCCUGUAUGACCCCACUGGGUGCAUUUAUUAGCAGUGCUAUUUUUGGAGGAUUAUCAAUAUCAAGUGGUAGUUUUGUUCUAGGUUUUGGUGCAGGUACAUUCCUAUAUAUAACAUCUUCAGCAAUUUUACCCGAAAUUUUGUCAAGCCAAACUGUAAAGAAAAGUACUUCACUUUUUGCCAUAUUAUUAGGUUAUUUAUUAUUUAUAUUUUUAGAUUCUACCUUUCACGGUGCCCAUUAA
Messenger RNA from Dictyostelium purpureum, 1350 nucleotides. RefSeq lists its product as uncharacterized. Gene Ontology annotation, biological process: zinc ion transmembrane transport. Lineage: Eukaryota; Evosea; Eumycetozoa; Dictyosteliales; Dictyosteliaceae. The transcript is spliced from 2 exons. Gene Ontology annotation, molecular function: zinc ion transmembrane transporter activity. Bases 1 to 1350 code for a protein of 449 amino acids. Gene Ontology annotation, cellular component: membrane. The record is from RefSeq and is a predicted model, not a curated record.